AUGAGUGAACCCAUCCCCGCCGCAAAAGUUCAACCAUUGACCCCAGAAGAGAUUUUAUUAGAACCCUACAACUAUCUGGUGGCGCAUCCUGGAAAAGAGAUUAGGACUAAAUUGAUUGAUGCCUUUGAUCACUGGCUUCAGGUCCCCAAGGACAAGUUGGCCAUAAUUACUACCAUUGUGGAAAUGUUACACACUGCCAGUCUUCUAAUUGACGAUGUGGAGGAUGGCUCAACAUUGCGUCGCGGAGUUCCAGUUGCGCACACCAUAUAUGGUAUACCUUCCACCAUCAAUUGUGCAAAUUAUGUCUAUUUUCUUGCAUUGAGUGAACUUCGAAAGCUGGAGGAUGCCAACUUGUUCUCGAUCUUUACAGAGCUAUUAAACCUUCACCGCGGUCAGGGAAUGGAAAUCUAUUGGAGGGAUACGUUGACUUGUCCCUCGGAGUCUGAAUUCAUUGAGAUGGUCUCAAAUAAAACUGGAGGUUUACUACGUUUGGGAGUGAGACUCAUGCAAGAAGCCAGUAAAUCAGAAGUGAAUUACGUUCCACUUGUGAACAUUAUCGGUGUCCAUUUUCAGAUACGAGAUGAUUACAUGAAUUUACAGUCUGAAAAGUAUACGAAUAACAAAGGUUUUUGUGAUGACAUAACUGAAGGAAAAUUUUCUUUCCCGAUCAUCCAUUCUAUUAACGCGGAUACUAGAAAUCGACAGUUGAUUAACAUCCUGAAGCAGCACACAACCUCCAUUGAGUUAAAGCAAUUUGCAGUAAAUAUUAUGGGAGAAACUGGAUCCUUCGAGUACACUCGACACUAUUUGGUAAAAGUCGAAAAAGAAGCACGCGCCGAGAUCGAGAGGUUAGGCGGAAAUCCAAAACUGGAACAAAUCAUGGAUCUCUUGAGUGUCAAAGAAUAA
Messenger RNA from Acaulospora morrowiae, 906 nucleotides. The record is from the annotation of a GenBank genome assembly. NCBI's taxonomy places the organism in Eukaryota, Fungi, Glomeromycota, Glomeromycetes, Diversisporales, Acaulosporaceae.